AUGAAUACCACUUUCGUAACUCUCGGCGCCUUACUGCUGCUUAAGUUCGCCUGUACUUCAAACGAGAACGAGGAUCUUGAGGAAGUCCGCGAGGCGGUAGAUUCGAUAAAUUGCGAGGUACAGAGGUUCAUUAGCAUAUUUGAAGACUAUAUUAUUCAGCAGAACAAUCCCAGGAAGAAGCUAAAAAGAUCCAAGUCCGACCACGGCUCUGAAGGGAAGAAAGAGUACGCCCGUACACAUUCGAGCAUAGAAUCACAGUUGAACCGUGAAGGACUAGAGCUUAACGUUGACGAUCAUGGACGGUUCGAUUUUGUGCCCAAGAAUGGAGUGGAAUCUUCCAAUAAGGCCAAAGAUGAGCCACGUAAAAGCGAAGAUUCCGGCGCGCAGGCCCAAAAAGGCCAUCAAUCCGAUACACUUAAAUCCACCAAAAAAAGGAGGCCAAGUGUACAUUUUGAGAGAAAGUCGAGGUCUUUGACCAGAAGUGGAGCUCGCAGAAAGAGAGCCAAAGGCAGCGACAGCUCUUCCGAGGAGCCCAUUCCAAUUAAGUCCAGAUACGUGGAGCAUACAUUCACAGAGCAAGACACUAACCAGGAGCCUAAUCACGAUGAGGACGACGAUCUUGACGAUGAUCUGGACAAUGAAAUAGCCGAGCUAACUUCAAACCUAUCUAACACGACCAUCGACGAUGAAGCGAAGUGCGCCAGAAGAAAGGUCAGAAGCAGCUCUGAGGACAGGUACAACAGGAGGGUGCACGGCCACUGUUGUGACAGUAGCGACGAGGAAACAAAGCAGUUCGAAAAAGACGAAAAAGAUAUUCUUUAUAACAAGUUCAAGUCAUUGUAA
Molecule: messenger RNA, 843 nt
Organism: Theileria orientalis strain Shintoku
Lineage: Eukaryota; Apicomplexa; Aconoidasida; Piroplasmida; Theileriidae
Exons: 1
Coding region: 1-843 (280 amino acids)
Source: RefSeq, a predicted model, not a curated record